AUGGGGUGUCAAGUUACUGAUCCCCAAGACCCCCCAGGAUUUUUAGAGGGGGCCGCUGCAGAGCGCCUUACCCACAAGUUAAAAUGGCUCACCCAAAAACCUCUCUGGAUACCGCAGUGGCCCCUUAGUAGAGAGAAGCUGAAGGCGCUAAAUGAAUUAGUAGAAGAGCAAUUAAUAUUGAAGAGUCAUAUUGAAGAGACUAGCAGCCCUUGGAAUUCCCCAGUGUUUGUGAUAAAAAAGCCAGGCAAAGACAAGUGGGGGCUCCUUUAUGACCUUAAAGAAAUAAGCAAUAUCAUUGAGGAUAUGGGGUCACUCCAACCUGGCAUGCCCUCGCCAACUAUGCUUCCACAAAAUUGGCAAUUAGCAGUCCUGGACAUCAAAGAUUGUUUCUUCCACAUCCCCCUACACCCUGAAGACGCCCUGAGAUUUGCCUUCUCAGUUCCCUCUAUAAACAGGGAAGCUCCUAUGAAGCGUUAUCACUGGAAAGUUUUGCCCCAAGGUCUUAAAUGCAGUCCUUUCAUAUGCCAGCACUUUGUGGCAGCAUUGUUGUCUCCAGUGCGGGCCCAAUGCAAAGAUGCUAUCAUCCUCCACUACAUAGAUGAUAUCCUGGUGUGUGGACCCAAUAACACUGGGGAGAGAGAGUUAACCUCUCCCAGGGACCUGACCCCAGAGGCAAAAGAUGCACUUAAAAAGAUAGAGAAAGCAUUAGCUGAGAGACAGGCAAAUCGCUAUAAUUCUGAGCUGCCUUUCAGAUUUAUCAUUCUGGGAAAGUUACCACACCUGCAUGGGUUAAUAUUUCAGUGGAUCGAGGGGCGGAAGGAUUCACUCUUAAUCAUAGAGUGGGUCUUCCUCUCCCACCAACGAUCCAAAACCAUCACUAAACUACAGGAACUAAUGGCUCAGCUAAUUCGGAAAGCAAGGCUAAGGCUGCGUGAGUUAUCAGGCUGUGAUUUUACUUGCAUAUUUCUCCUGGUAAAACUUUCCAAGGAAGGAAAAGCAUCUACUGAAAAAUUAACAAAAGAGAUGUUGGAACAUCUCCAGAAUAAUGCCGAACUCCAGCUAGCUCUGGACAGGUUCAGGGGACAGAUCUCUGUCCACAGCCCUUCACACAAGCUGUUCCACGAGGAGUUUAAACUCAUUCCUUGGGAAAAGAGGAGCCGUAGGCCAGUCAAAGCACUCAUGGUAUUUACAGAUGUGUUGGGGGCGUCGCACAAGUCAGUGAUGACCUGGAGAGACCCACUGACUCAGCAUUGGGAAGCUGACAUUCAGUUUGUGGAGGGGUCCCCUCAAAUCGCAGAACUGGACGCAGUGGUGAGAGCUUUCGAGAAGUUCUCAGAACCAAUUAAUUUGGUUACCGAUUCAGCUUAUGUGGCAGGGGUAGUGUCCAGAGCGGAACAGGCAGUUCUCAAGGAGAUUGAUAACGAACAUCUCUUUCAGCUGAUUUCAAGACUGAUAUAUUUGGUGAAAUUGCAGAGGGGAACAGACAAGCAGACUUUCUUGCUGCCCCUGCUGAAAAAGCGCCUCUUCCAGACAUUUUCCAACAGAAAAAUAUACCCCUCACUCAGCAUCAUGAGAAACCCUAUCCAAGUCGUUAUCCUGGUCACCCUGAAUGCCUUCCCAUCUGUGUGGAUCAUCCCACAGCCACGCCAGAACAUCUGGGUGACCCUGGCACAAACACUCCAGCAAGAAAACAUAUGUCUAUCUACUGCAGCAGCGAAAAAUCCUAAGUCCACCUGCCUGGUAAACCCAGAAGCUCUCCAAGGAGCAGGACCAGGGACUGCCAAAGAGGAGGUGCCACAAGGAGCAGUGGGAUACAGUGAAAUGGCUGAAAUGCAGAGUGACCUCGAGCAAAAGGGGGAGAAAUUAGGAGCAAUACCAAAGCGCAGCUGCAAAUGGGCAGCGAAAGCUAAGGGGCUGGGCAAAGCUGCGAAGGCACGCCCCGCAGGGAGACCUGUGACGCGGUCCAUGACGUGGAGGGCCCAACCCACCGAGGCAGAGAUCGGGAAUGCCCCCAAGAGUAUGGAUGCUAACUGUGAAGCAGGCAGCAUUGUGCCUGUGAAAUUGCAGGCCACAUAA
Messenger RNA from Pseudopodoces humilis (Tibetan ground-tit), 2076 nucleotides. The record is from RefSeq and is a predicted model, not a curated record. NCBI's taxonomy places the organism in Eukaryota, Metazoa, Chordata, Aves, Passeriformes, Paridae.